Messenger RNA from Sphaeramia orbicularis (orbiculate cardinalfish), 3422 nucleotides. Its product is annotated as oxidation resistance protein 1. NCBI's taxonomy places the organism in Eukaryota, Metazoa, Chordata, Actinopteri, Kurtiformes, Apogonidae. The coding region runs from base 256 to 2565 and encodes 769 amino acids. The record is from RefSeq and is a predicted model, not a curated record. Gene Ontology annotation, cellular component: nucleus. Gene Ontology annotation, biological process: regulation of transcription by RNA polymerase II; response to oxidative stress. The transcript has 16 exons.
UCGGCUUGUAAUCAUUGGGCGGAGCGUGACUAUCGGACUUGCACCGUUGUCUGCAGUGAUAUCAUAACACUGCAAUAUGGAGAAGCGCUCAAAUGACCGCCACCCGUCUCCAUCCCUGGGCAACCGACAGGUGCUCUAACUGGGCCAGAAAGAAGGCAUGGGGAGUAAAAGGAGGAGGAAGGAUGCCAGCUGAGCCCUUCAUCCCACAUCUCAAACCACUGCCAGCAUCAGAAUAAGAGGAAAGAUCGGAGAAAAAUGUCUCAGUCCGCUACAAGGCCGGAGACUUUAGGAGCCAUGGAUCAUGAGCCUCAGAGGGACAAGACCAGGACCAGCUACUUUGGCAAUGUCAAGACCAGGCUGGGGUCGAAGCUGCCGGCGGGGGUCUCUCAGCCUCCACACUUCACAAAGAGGACAUGGGAGAUGCAGCCUCAGGCCCGAGCGCCACAGCAGCCCACGGCGAGCAGCCAGCGUCAGCACCAACCUAUGGCGGGGAGGCCUCUGAACCACAUCCCCUACAUCAGAAAUCCCAAAUUGCGGCAGUACUACCUGCAGGGAACCACAUGGGAUCAAAACAAUGCAACGGUGAAGCAAGAACUGAGUGGAUCAUCAGAUGACAGCACAAGCAGCACGGGUCUCCCAGGGGACACCGUGUUCAGCAUCUCAUCUCAGUUCCACAGUAAUGGUACGUCCUCAGCAGAGGAAGGCAAAAUGGGCCACUGUCCUCCUCAAACCUCCUUAAAUACGUCGUCCUCGUCUGCUACGCUGAUCCCUAGAGAGCAGCUGGUCGUCCCAAAGGAAAAAGCUACUUCUGCAGCACAGAGGGACAUGGACGCUGUUCUUCAGCCGAAGAUGGAGGAGAAAGCUGAUCCAGACUCUUUGGAUCUCCUCCCUGUUCAGCCUCAGUCACCCUCACCUGAAGCAGAAUAUGACAAACUACUGGAUGUGGAGGCAGUGCCAAUGCCUGAUGGACAGCUCUGCUUAUUGGCUCUUCCUCCAGAGUGCUGUCAGGGGGAGGGACCAGAGGCCAUGCCGUACCUUAAACUGUUCUGCCGCUACAUCACUGACCGCAAGGGUGUGGUUUCUGGGAUCCUCUUGGUGACGUCUAAUAAGAUUUUCUUUGAUCCGUGUAAAACUCACCCUCUGGUUAAGGAAAACGGUUGCGAGGAGUACCUUCUGUCUUGCUCUGUUGACAAUCUGGCAUCUGUUGCCUUCUUUUCUGAUAUCACACAUGUUCACUUCAGCAGCUCUCAGCAGAGGAGAAAAGGAAAGACGAUUUUCCAGAAGUUUAAAGCAACUAAAAGCCGAGCAGAUGGCCAGUCAAACCACAAAGGGGAAAUAGUGCCAGCUCUGGUAUCUGUUCCAACUGAAUCCUCAAACCUGGCUUUGAGCCUGACUCAGGAUGCUUCUGGAGAAGAGGAAGCUGAGAGCAGAGACAUGGCCGAGGCAGAGCAGGAGAUGGAUAGGGGCAUGUUGGACGUCCUGUCUGAGCCGUCUGUAGGCGCCCUGGGGGUGGCGGUCCUGAGCAGCGCCGCCACCUUUUGUUGUGGAGGACAAGAGGCGACAAGUAAAGUGAAGACAGAGCUGCUGCACGUUAAUGAAGCAGAGAAGUCGUCUGUGAAGAGUCAGACUGAAGUGUGUCGAAGGUCAUCUGUAGGGAGUCCUGGGAGUUUGAUGUUUGUGCGGCUGCGGGUUCAGCCAUCAGCAGGAAAGAAAAAAGGUGUCGGAGGCCUUCAGCUGGGGUCGGCCAAAACACUACCCAGAAGAGAGGCUUGGCUUGCACUUUCACAAGAGAGCUCAGAUGAGUUGUACGCCUACCUUACACACUGUCGACCAGACCUGUGCAUUCUAGAGGGAACAGAGGAGGAGGGAAAGGCCGACCGUGACGAAGAGGAAUUUGUUCUAAUCGAGGAUAGUCAGGAGGAGGAGGAGGAGGAGGAAGAGGAGGAGGAUGUAUUCCAGAGACACCGAAGCUCAGGGGAAGACUGGGAGAUGGUGUUGAUGGAGGACAACGGGGAUAAGCCGACCCUGGUCAUAGACAGGGAACCUAUAGGGCUCAGUAAUAUCGUAGAGCACAGCCAUAUUUUGGAAGCAUCGCUCGUCAGAGAGCUGUAUAAGGAACUGCCACCAAAGAUCAUGUGUUAUAAGUGGCAUCUAACGUACAGCACGUCGCGUCACGGCGCCAGCCUCAAGUCCCUGUACAGGAAAGUCGGAGCCACCGACUCUCCCGCGCUUGUCGUCAUUAAGGAUGCACUCAGUGAGAUAUUCGGGGCUUACCUUUCUCAUCCGCUGAGGCCCAGUGAGAAGUUCUACGGCACAGGAGAAACUUUUCUUUUCAUGUUACAUCCUCGCUUCAAGUGUUUCAGAUGGACUGGAGAAAACUCCUUUUUCAUAAAAGGCGACCUGGACUUCUUUGCCAUUGGUGGAGGCUGUGGUCAUUUUGGUCUGUGGGUGGAUGAGAACUUGUACCUGGGUCGCAGCAGCCCCUGCUACACCUUCAACAACUGUUGCCUCUCAGAAACCGACGACUUCCGGAUCAUGGAGCUGGAGGUGUGGACGUUCGGGUGACCGCCGAGUCCGUCCUCAUUGACGAUCAGCUUUAUCAAGACAGCAUUUAUCACCGAGUACGAACAUGUGGCUGCUCAUUCAUUUCAUGGUGUAACCCAUGUCAAAUAUCAACCACUAACUGCUGGAUUCCUUUGUGAUUAAAUGCUGUGGACUUUAGCGACCUGAAACAAACCGGUCACUGUCCAAGAUUGCUCUGUAUUGAAGGACUGUUUCAUAGUUGACUCAUUCCUGUGGGUUUGGCAACCAAUCUGAGGUCUGCUGUUCUCUGCUGUGAUGAAACUGGAUUCUUUGAGUCUGUAUUUUUGAAUGGAAUGGGUUACAAAUCUCAGAGACUGCACUUUGCUCUUCAUGUGGAUCAGUAACUCCAUGAUAUCUAAUCAUUUUUCAUGUCAACAUGGUGGCACCUGUCUUCUGCAUGUCUUCACAUUCGCAUAGCCGUCAAGAAUCUCCAAUUAGUCUAACAAAUAUCUCUAGAUUUAAAACCAAACUGCACCUGCAAUACAACAGCCUCACAUGCACUGGAUUCUUUUUCUCAGCCAUAAAUCGUCUGUAGGGGCUCAACAGCAUAAAUAAUCUAUAAAUAAAUGCUGUAAGAUCACUCGGAGCUCAAAAGCUUCUCAACUCAUGAACAUCUGUACAAAGAAUGAAUCAUAAAGGCUUAGUCAUGAUUCAAGUGCUGACUUACACACCACUGUGGUUUCUGAACAUGAACGGAAGAAUCUCAAGAAUUAGACUGAGUUCACCAUUGAAUUGUAUCUGUAAAACACUCACAGGGCUCUGAUAAACCAAUCCUAUUUGCUUACAUUGUACAGUAUUGUAGGUUAGUUAAUAAAAAAAAAAUCUGAAGUAUGGAAAAA